CGCUGGCCUUGUCAUCCAAGCUUUAAGUAGUUUGAGGAAAUUCUCAGCUUUCACACCAAUGCACGGAUGGUUUCAAGCUUUGCUGCAAGAACUUGUGAAGAAUCGAAUCCGACACCAUGUGCUCAAAGUCAGCCAUGGAUUUGGAAGAAGAUGAGGAAAUGAACUGCUGCGAAUACCUCCGGGAGGAUGGUGAAGUGCGUCAUGUCUUGCAAUGCUUUUGCGAGUGCAACGAUUUGGAUAGCCUGGCGGAUGACUGCAUCAAGUGCUGUUGCGAGGGCCAGCGGUUGCAAGGCCCCGCGCUGCGGGAGAAGCUGCGGCGCGUCUGCUGGAGCUGCGCCGAGCGCUUUCGGAUGCCGUGGCCCGGAGGCGCCGUCGAAGUGCCGUGGCCCGGCGCCUGGGCCGCGCUGCUGGUGCUCUGGGCACUCCGGAGGCUCCUGGAGCUGUCCACUUGGCUCCCCUGGGUUGCUGGUUGGCUCCUGUUGGGCUUUGGUCAUCUGCUGCUGAUCCAUUUGAUGUGCUUGGCGCUGCCGAUGAGGUCGGAAUACCUGGUGGCCUGGGUCUUCUUCUCCAUCAUGGGCCUCUAUGGGGACUAUUCACGGGAGGUUUGGCCCAAUCAAGCUCUUGGGCCUCGAGUGGCUAGCCAUUUGCUACUGCUGGAGGUUGUGGUGACCUUUGGAGCUUCUGUGGCCCUGAAGCCAAAGAAAGACGAGGAGCUCAGUGCUGGAAGCUUUCCGUGCAGAAUUUGUGGGCGAUCUAUCCAUGGACGAGAUCACCAUUGUGUUUGGAUCAACCAGUGCGUGGGGACGCAUAACCACCGGAGCUUUCUCCUCUUUUUGCUGGGCUUGACCUUGCUUUCGUGGUCCUAUGCGCGGAUGCUGCUUAUGGAGUUUGCCCGCCGUGCGAGAUUGGAGGGAUUGGGCACGAUCUGGCAGAAGCAACGCGUGCCGCCUCCUUUGGAGGGUGCCGUCUACGCUGCUGCUGGCGGCAUCUUUACAAUGGUGCUUUUGCUGGCGCAAGUCGUGUCGAUCAGCAAUUUGAAGGCAUUCAAUAGGUUCAACAGGUCUUGAGUUUUUUGAUAUGUUUGAAUAUGGCAAUUUAUUCUCGAGGUACUGGUUUGACGAAUCAACGGCGUGGAUUAAUUCGUUCACGGAAUUGGAUCCAAAAUUGGAUCCUUUGGAUUAGGAAUUGAUUUCCAACAUAUAUAUAUAUAUUCUUUGAAUAAAUCUUUC
Molecule: messenger RNA, 1229 nt
Organism: Durusdinium trenchii
Lineage: Eukaryota; Dinophyceae; Suessiales; Symbiodiniaceae
Source: the annotation of a GenBank genome assembly